CUGCGCUCCAACACCGUUCCGGCCCAUCCAGUCGCCGAGAAUCUCAACGACACCUUCACCCACGACGACUCUCAGAACGUCGCAGCCUCCGACACAUUACUUUCAACGGACGGCAUCGCAAACGACCUCUACCAAAACCCGCCCGGCGGCUUCCUCCCCUCCCUCUUCGACGACACCCUCGACGUGUCCCAGUUCGACAGCAUCUUCAGGGGCGACUCGGAAGACGACCUGGACAACUUCUUCGCGAACCUCUUCAGCCUGCCGUCUUUCCCCCGCGCGAGUGUAGGAGAACCGUCCGGUUUGGCGGAGGCGGCGUCCCCGGUUCACGGGUAUACCUCAGAUGCUGAUGUAUUGGGAGACUACUACACCCAUCUCCACAACUCCUUACCCCUCCUCCCACCACCGCCUUCAGCUCGAACAACAUCCUCCUCCUCAUCCGCUGCAUACAAUCCCUCAUCACCCCUCCUCCUCUCCCUCCUCUCCAUCCUAACCCUCAUCCCCGCCACCAACACCCAACCUCCAGACCCCUCCCUCAAAUCCACAGCGGAAUCCCUCGCCCAAAAGGCCCUCGCCGCAAUCGACACCUUCAUCCCCUCCACCUCCCCAUCAACCCUCCACGCCCACCUUCCUCAGUCCUUCGAGACGGCCUUGACAUACUGCGUGCUGAGCCUGUUCCAGUAUCUCCAUCGCGGUGACAUCGAGGAGAUGACGAGGCUCGCUGAGAAGGGGUUUGAGCUCGCGAGAAGGCUCGUCGAGGAAGGGGUGGAGAGGUACGAGGGGGUUUACGACGAGGCUUUGAGGAGGAUGUGGUGGAUGUCCUACGUAUGUCUAUGCCAGGCCUCCAUCUCCUGGCGCCAAUACAUCCUCGCCGAAGAAACCCUCGUAUCCGCAACCCUCCUCCUGGUAGCCCUCAUUAAAGGCAUCCCCUCAGAAUCGGCCAUACCCUCCUUCAACCGCAACAUCCACCUCCUCGAGUCCCUCAUCACACACCAGCUCGACGCCCUCGCCCCGUGCACAUCCAUCGAAGACGGACAACAGCACCAAGAUCCCGAAUCAAAGCUCGAAGCCUCCCUCGGGGUGACGUCCAGGAUACGAUUAAUGAGCGCACGUAUAAAGCUACACAGAUACCGCGCCUUCAUAUCCAACAUCCCCAUCCUGCGCAUCUUCGAGUCCCUCCUCCAACCAACCACCGAAUCCCAACAACACACCCAACCUAUCCCCUCGCACCGAGAACGCCACCUCGAGAACGUAGCCCGCGUAUUCCCCUUCGCGCGAGAAGACUCCCUCCGCAUCUGCGUAGACUCGGCAACAACCAUCGCGGUCGACCUGGAGGGGCUCGUGAGAAUCGGAUGCUCCGGUACUGUACCCUGUCCGCCUUCUGAGGGCUGA
Molecule: messenger RNA, 1389 nt
Organism: Colletotrichum karsti
Lineage: Eukaryota; Fungi; Ascomycota; Sordariomycetes; Glomerellales; Glomerellaceae
Exons: 5
Source: RefSeq, a predicted model, not a curated record